Molecule: messenger RNA, 605 nt
Organism: Darwinula stevensoni
Lineage: Eukaryota; Metazoa; Arthropoda; Ostracoda; Podocopida; Darwinulidae
Source: the annotation of a GenBank genome assembly
UUCAGAUGCCAGAACAGAGCAACGACUACCGCGUGGUGGUAUUCGGUGCUGGGGGUGUGGGCAAGAGUUCCCUGGUGCUCCGCUUCGUCAAGGGGACGUUCCGCGAGAGCUACAUCCCGACCAUCGAAGACACCUAUCGCCAGGUGAUCAGCUGCAACAAGAACAUCUGCACGCUGCAGAUCACCGACACGACGGGGUCGCACCAGUUCCCGGCCAUGCAGCGACUCAACAUCUCCAAGGGGCACGCGUUCAUCCUCGUCUACUCCAUCACGAGCCGGCAGAGCAUGCAGGAGCUGGAGCCGAUCUGGGAGGUGAUCAGGGAGACGAAGGGGAACAUGGAGGACGUCCCCGUCAUGCUGGCCGGGAACAAGUGCGACGAGGUGGAGAACCGGGAGAUCAACUUCUCGGAGGGAGAGGACCAGGCGAAGCGGUGGAAGUCGUCCUUCAUGGAGACCUCGGCCAAGACCAACUACAACGUGAAGGAGCUCUUCCAGGAGCUGCUCAACAUGGACAAGAACAGGAACAUGUCGCUGUCGCUGGACGGCCGGGGAGGGAAGGGGGGGAAGGGGACGCAGAAGAUCAAGGAAAAGUGUUGUCUCAUGUGA